AUGACUGUGGACAGAGCCCUGGCGCUGUACCUGCAGCAAAACAACUUGGGGCCUUCUUUGCUGCGGCGGGUAGCAGCAGGAAUUUACUUUUUGGGAAAGAUUAAACUGGCCAUAAAGUUGACUCGGCCCAGCAGCAGCAGCAGCAGCAGCAGCAGGUCCAUUAACCAGCAGCUCUGCUGCAUGCCCCUCCACCUGACCCACGAGGAAAAGGUGCAGCAGCAGCAGCGCUUUGUGCCUCUCCAUGCCUUCCUGAAGCAGCAAGGUGUCUUCGACAGAAGCAGCAGCAGCUAG
This is a messenger RNA of Eimeria tenella, 291 nucleotides long. RefSeq lists its product as uncharacterized. NCBI's taxonomy places the organism in Eukaryota, Apicomplexa, Conoidasida, Eucoccidiorida, Eimeriidae. The coding region runs from base 1 to 291 and encodes 96 amino acids. The transcript has a single exon. The record is from RefSeq and is a predicted model, not a curated record.